Molecule: messenger RNA, 759 nt
Organism: Acyrthosiphon pisum (pea aphid)
Lineage: Eukaryota; Metazoa; Arthropoda; Insecta; Hemiptera; Aphididae
Exons: 3
Coding region: 72-452 (126 amino acids)
Source: RefSeq, a predicted model, not a curated record
ACUUAGAUAAUUUUAAAAAAGCUUGGCAUACACGAGUUGAAAAGGAAUCGGAAAAUGAAGAGGUUCAAUUGAUGACCAAACGUAAACGUUCAAUAUUUGCUGUAUCUGACAGUAGCAGUGAUGAAGAUCAUUCAAGUUACUGUAUAACACCUGCCUCUACUUCUGCAUUUAAGUUACCCAGCAAUGAAAAGGCUGUACACUAUACAGAACUACAACCAGUGAAUAAUUCACCCUUACUGGAACAAUGCACAAUGCAACCAAACGAAACAUUCCCAUCAAUAUUAUCGGAUCAAAUGAGUAAGCAAUCAUCUUCAAGGUAUCAAUUACCAUACACUCACUCAAGUUCAGAUUACCAACCACCUCAAGAUGAACAAUAUACAAGUGCACAGAAUACACAGCAAUUAUAUACCACUCCAAACAGCAAUACUUAUGGUAAUAUUAUUAAACUUUAAAUCAAAUAUUAUGCUAAAAACAAUAAUUUUAAUAUUUCUGUUUGUACCUAUUAUUAUUAUUGGAUUAGGGUUUUAUGAAGAUAAAUUAGAUACAUUAAACAAUAAUAUCUUACAAGGUCAAACUGCUACAAAUUUGAUGUUGAAUCGCAUAUUUGCAAAAAUUGAAGUAAUAGAAGCCAAUUUAAAAAGUACUUCUCAAAGCAUUGUUCCAACUCUGUACAUUGAUCCAAUUUUUUUGAGUUACUUUCCUCUUAAAAAUGUAGAUGAGUUACUAUCAAUUGAAAAUCUUAUGAAAACUGAAACUGAG